Messenger RNA from Cutaneotrichosporon oleaginosum, 1757 nucleotides. RefSeq lists its product as uncharacterized. The record is from RefSeq and is a predicted model, not a curated record. Gene Ontology annotation, biological process: transmembrane transport. Gene Ontology annotation, molecular function: transmembrane transporter activity. Gene Ontology annotation, cellular component: membrane. NCBI's taxonomy places the organism in Eukaryota, Fungi, Basidiomycota, Tremellomycetes, Trichosporonales, Trichosporonaceae.
UCACCGUCUCUGGUCCUCAUCCCCUCACCACUCUCUUUUACCUUCUCCCCUCUCCCCUCUCCUCUACCUCGACUUCGACGGCUUCAAGACUAGGCAGCCAUGACCGCCGACUUCAAGGACGACAAGGUCGUCGCUCAGCACACUGAGCACUACGACCCCACCGCCAAGGAUGUCAACAACACGUCGUCGGGCUCGAGCAUUGACCUCGAGAGCCUCGACAUCGACGAGAAGAGACUCAUUCGCAAGAUUGACUACCACCUCGUCCCCUGGCUCGCUCUUCUGUACCUCCUUUCGUUCCUCGACCGCUCCAACAUUGGUAACGCCAACAUCUUCGGCCUCUCUGAGCACCUCAAGCUGAAGAAGACGCCCGACGAGUAUGGUCUCUGUCUCGCCAUUUUCUUCGUCUUCUACGUCCUGUUCGAGGUCCCCUCGAACAUGGUCAUGAAGGCAUGGCGCCCCUCGAUGUGGAUCCCCACCAUCAUGGUCGCUUGGGGUGCAGUUAUGAUCGGCAUGGGUUUCGUCACUGGCUUCACGUCGCUCUUUGUCACUCGUCUCUUCCUCGGCAUUACGGAGGCUGGUCUCUUCCCUGGCGUCUCGUUCUACCUCACCCAGUGGUACCGCAAGUACGAGAUCUCGUGGCGCAUCUCCCUCUUCUUCUCGGCGGCUACUGCGGCUGGCGCUUUCGGCGGUCUUCUGGCUCGUCUGAUCAACCUCAUGGACGGCGUCGGAGGGUACGAGGGUUGGCGCUGGAUUUUCAUUCUUGAGGGUAUCCUCACCGUUGUCGUCGCCGUCGUCUCCUUCUGGGUCAUGUACGACUACCCCGGCACGGCCAAGUUCCUCACCGAGCCCGAGCGCGCAUUCGUUGUCAACCGCCUGCACCUCGACAACGACGGCUGCUCGCAGGCCUUCAAGAUGAAGUUUGUUUGGGACGCCUUCACCGACUGGAAGGUUUGGUGCGCCGCCAUCAUGUUCCACGGCUCGCUCUGCCCGGUCUACACCUUCUCGCUCUUUGCUCCUACCCUCACCAAGAACCUCGGCUACACUGCCGCCAGGGCCCAGCUCAUGUCCGUGCCUCCGUACGUCGCCGCCGCUUUCGUGACCCUCUCGGCCGGCUGGAUCUCGGACCGCAUCCAGAAGCGCGGCAUCGUCGUUAUCUGCUGCUCGACUGUCGGUGCCCUCGGCUACGGUCUCCUCCUUGCCAACGUUAACAACGGCGUCAACUACUUUGCCCUCUUCCUCGCCGCCUCGGGCAUGUACCCUCUCAUCCCCGUCAUCGUUGCGUGGGGCGCCAACAACUGCGGCGGCGCGCUCAAGAAGGGUGUUGCCACUGCUAUCAUUGUCUCCGUGGGCAACUGCGGCGGCAUCGUCUCCUCGUUCAUCUACCCCUCGCGCGACGCCCCCGGCUUCAAGAAGGGCCACGCCAUCUGCCUCGCAUACUGCAUCAUCUGCAUCAUCACGGCCGUGAUCAUGUGGGUGUACUGCGCCGCGGCGAACAAGAAGCGUGCCGCGCGCAACGCUGCCCGCACGCACGAGUGGACCGCCGAGGAGAAGCUCCAGUUCGGGGACCGCGGCGACCACAACGACUGGUUCGUCUACACUUUGUAAAUUACACGGCAUAAAAUGGGCCUCGAGGUCGAGGCGAGUAGUAGUAGUGUUCAUAGGAUAGGGAGGCGGCAUCGGAUAGUGUAGUCUCGGCGGUAGACUGUGCAUAGAUGGCUAUAGGUCACAGUUGUUCAUGCAGAUUUCAUUGUAACUCG